Hansenula anomala is the source of this 1911-nucleotide messenger RNA. It is a transcript of the gene GPI16, whose product is annotated as GPI-anchor transamidase subunit GPI16. Gene Ontology annotation, cellular component: GPI-anchor transamidase complex. Gene Ontology annotation, biological process: attachment of GPI anchor to protein. The transcript has a single exon. The record is from RefSeq and is a predicted model, not a curated record. NCBI's taxonomy places the organism in Eukaryota, Fungi, Ascomycota, Saccharomycetes, Phaffomycetales, Wickerhamomycetaceae. The coding region runs from base 100 to 1911 and encodes 603 amino acids.
CGAGGGUAAACAAGAUUUGAUCGUGUCAAUUAUUAAACAUUUGAAUUUGAACGAAUUUGAAAUGUCUAAACAGCAACAUUUUGCAACCAGAGAGAGAAAAUGAGGAGCUUUGUAUCCUUCAUUUGGUUGCUGUUUGCAGCAGCUUUAUCCAAUGCUGCAGAAGAUCCUAAUGAAGAGGUGAAGGAUAAAGUUAAUGACAAGGUUGAAUCAAUCAACGAGACUACCUAUCCAUAUCGUGAAAGUCUAGAUAUAACACCAUUACCAAGAAACAACUUGCUCGUAUCAUUUAAUUUUGAAUUAGAGUCUAAUUAUGUCAAUGUUUCGAAGACUCCAGGGCAUCUUCAUUAUACAACGUUCCCAAGAUCAAUUGCACCAAUCUUAGAAAAAACAAACACUAGAGAGUUACACUUGAGAUUUGGUCAAGGUUGGUGGGAUUCAGAAGAAUGGGGUGAACUUCCAUUAUCUGGACAAUACUCUGGGGGUGUUGGUGUGGAAGUGUGGUCGGUGAUAGAGGCAGCUGACAGAAAGGAAAGUUUCGAAAGUUGGAAAUAUCUGGUCAAUUCUCUAUCUGGUCUAUUCUGUGCUUCACUCAACUUCAUUGAUAGCUCAAAAACUACAUUUCCUAUUCAAUCUUUCAAGCCAAAAGGCCCUGUCACGCUGCUCAAUGAAAAAAAUGAGUUGCAUCUUUUACGUGCUGCUCUUGCGUCAGAACCUGUUUGUACAGAAAAUUUGACGCCGUUUGUUAAAUUUCUUCCAACUAGAGGGAAAUCAGGUUUAUCAUCAUUAUUAGAUGGACAUAGGGUCUUUGAAUCUGAAUGGCACAAGAUGUCAAUUGAUAUUGAAACUGAAUGUGAGGGUGAUUUAUGCAAGUACACCAUGACUCAAAAAAUAGAUGCAGUUGUUGAUGUUUCAAGAGCACUUAGAAGAAAAAAGAACCCAAUUCCAAAACCAGCUUCUGGAGAUGACCUUCGCUGUGAUUUAUCAAAGCCGUAUGAUGCAUUCCAGUGUUUUCCUCUGGGUGAUCCGACUGAUCUAACGUUUACUUUGUCAGAUUUGUUCAAUCGUCAAAUCUCUGGGGGAAAUCUUUUAUCAUCCACCUCAUCAAAAGUUUGCACUCAUGUGUCAGAUAAGUGGAAAACCUUUUUAAAGGUUGAUGGACAGCAUUUCGGGACACCAUCAAACUGCUUUGAUAUCAAUGAUUCAAGAGAUUAUGAUAUCUAUUUUCACACAGAUGAUAGUACGGAUGUUUUACAAACCCAAAAUGCUCCGAUUUUUGUUUCAAGAUCACUAACAGGUUAUGGUCAAGAUAAAGGUGGUUCACGUACUGUAUUCAAGAACCCUUCAGAUUCAACUGUUCUUUUGGUUUAUUUUGAAUCUUUACCAUGGUUUAUGAAAGUUUAUCUCCACACUUUGUCGGUAAAUGGAGCGGAAAUGAAAGAGGUUAUCAAGUCUAUUUAUUAUUCGCCAGAGGUUGACCGUGAAAGGCCAUCUCAAAUUGAGUUUGAAUUACUGAUUCCACCGAAUUCUAACAUAGCCUUGUCUUAUGCAUUUGAUAAAUCACUUCUUUUAUACUCGGAGUAUCCCCCAGAUGCAAAUCACGGGUUUUCAGUUGAACCUGGUGUGGUCAAUGUUUUAGAACCAACCAUUUACUCAUUGAGAACAUCUUCUGCACUUUUAACGCUUCCAACUCCUGACUUUAGUAUGCCAUAUAAUGUUAUUAUACUCACAUCCACCAUCAUGGCAUUGGCGUUUGGUACUUUAUUUAAUUUAUUGGUGAAGAGAGUGGUUACAGAAAAAGAAGCAGAGUUAAUAAUAGAGGAAACGGGACCAAAGGCUGUAAUUCAAAAGUUCAAACAAAGAAUUCGUUUAUCUUUGAAAUCAAAAAGCCCCUCAGAUCAAUUGGAUAACUAA